Populus euphratica (Euphrates poplar) is the source of this 961-nucleotide messenger RNA. Its product is annotated as kiwellin-like. NCBI's taxonomy places the organism in Eukaryota, Viridiplantae, Streptophyta, Magnoliopsida, Malpighiales, Salicaceae. Bases 72 to 713 code for a protein of 213 amino acids. The transcript has a single exon. The record is from RefSeq and is a predicted model, not a curated record.
CUUGACCAACUCUAUAUAUACACACAUCGAACCCCUCAACAAAUUCAAAGCCGGACACGGAAUCAAAAACAAUGAGAAAAUCACUUCUUGUUUAUCUUUCCCUCCUCUCCAGUAUUUUCUAUUUUACAUUCCCUUCAAAUGCCAUCUCCUCCUGCAAUGGCCCAUGUCAAACAUCCGAUGACUGUGAUGGCCAGCUAAUUUGCAUCAAUGGAAAGUGCAAUGAUGAUCCCGAUGUUGGCACUAACAUAUGCAGUGGAGGCAGUAGUCCAUCACCUCCAGAGGGCAACUGCCAAUCCUCUGGCACCCUGACAUGUGGAGACAAUUCCUACCCUACAUACACUUGCUCACCUCCAGAGUCAUCCUCAACAGAUGCACAGUUAACUUUAAAUGAUUUCAGUGAAGGAGGCGAUGGGGGAGCCCCAUCAGAGUGUGAUGAGAGUUACCAUGCUAAAACGGAGCUUGUGGUGGCACUUUCGACAGGAUGGUUCGCUGGGCGCUCAAAGUGUGGGAGUAUGAUCAGAAUCUCUGCUAAUGGAAGGAGUGUGACCGCCAAGGUCGUAGAUGAGUGUGAUUCCAUGCAUGGAUGUGAUAGCGAGCAUGCGAAUCAGCCACCAUGUAAGAAUAAUAUUGUUGAUGGUUCUGAUGCUGUGUGGGAAGCCUUGGGUCUGGAUAAAGAAGUAGGAGUUGUGCCCGUUACAUGGUCUAUGGCCUAGACGACGAACGAUCGAUGAUCAUGUUGGCGGGCAUGAGAACCAGAGGUUUUUUGGACAAUUCACUUGGUUCCAAGGCUUCGGGUAAUAAUGGAGUGAUAAAUCAGUCGAGGAACUAGCUAGUACUCACAUGAAGGAGUGCCAGAGUCUACGAGUAUGUAACAGUAACGUAAUCAAUAAAAUCGAGGGAUUAUUAAUUAGUUGUAUUCCAGUAAUUGUAUACACCAACCUUUGAUCAAGUUCCUCUUUGG